Haliaeetus leucocephalus (bald eagle) is the source of this 1311-nucleotide messenger RNA. RefSeq names its product galactose-3-O-sulfotransferase 2 (gene GAL3ST2). The transcript is spliced from 5 exons. The record is from RefSeq and is a predicted model, not a curated record. Bases 1 to 1311 code for a protein of 436 amino acids. Gene Ontology annotation, cellular component: membrane. Gene Ontology annotation, biological process: glycoprotein biosynthetic process; glycolipid biosynthetic process. Lineage: Eukaryota; Metazoa; Chordata; Aves; Accipitriformes; Accipitridae. Gene Ontology annotation, molecular function: galactosylceramide sulfotransferase activity.
AUGGCACCAAGCAGCGUGGCGGUGGGCAGGGAAGGGACGCCGAGCAAGCGAUGUGACGGCACCGUGAAAAGCCCUGGGUGCACUUCAAGGCACAUCAAAUGUUUCAUCAUUGUCUGCCUUUGCCUGGGACUCAUCUUCCUGUCGAGAUUCUUCCGUAUGAAGAAUAAAAAUUACAUAAUCUCGAAGAGCCACAAGGAGCUGCUGAUACCUUACAAGCCUUGCCAUGUCAAGACUAAUGUCAUGUUCCUCAAGACCCACAAGACAGCCAGCAGCACCGUCCUGAACAUCAUGUUCAGGUUUGCGGAGAGGUACAACCUCACCGUCGCCCUCCCAGCUGACCAGCUCGUCCACCUGGGCUACCCAAAGACCUUCCUGGCCCACUUUGUGGAGGAAUUUGAAGCCAUAGGACAAAACUACAACAUCAUGUGUAACCACCUGCGGUUUAACCCCUCAGAGGUGAAAAAGGUGAUGGCAGCAAACACCUUCUACUUCUCCAUCCUGAGGAACCCCAUUCGUCUGCUGGAGUCUUCCUAUGUCUACUACAAGGACACUGUCCCUGCCUUCAGGAUCUCCAAGGAUGUGAACGAGUUCCUGGCGUCACCCAUGAAGUAUUACCAUCUGGCAGAUUACAAGAAAAACAUGUAUGCCAGGAAUAUCAUGUGGUUUGACUUUGGCUAUGAUAACAAUGCAGAGGACAACAAAAAGUACAUCCAGGCAGUCUUGAAGGAGAUUGAACAGAACUUCCAUCUGAUCUUGAUAUCAGACUACUUUGAUGAGUCCAUGAUCUUCUUGAAGCACACUUUGUGCUGGGAUCUGGAUGACGUGAUUUACUUUAAGCUCAAUUCCAGAAGCCAGGACACUGUCCAGACCUUGACUCCAAAAAGCGAGGAGCGGAUAAAAGUGUGGUGCUCACUGGACUGGAAGCUCUACCUGCACUUCAACCAGAGCUUCUGGAGGAGAAUUGAGGAGACCAUAGGACUCAAGGAGCUGGAGAAGGAGGUAAAUCGCCUGCGAACAAGACAGAAGGAGCUCAUGGACACCUGUCUCUCGGACCAGGAGGCAGUGGGGAAGGAUGACAUCAAGAACAAAGCUUUCCUGCCUUUCCAGUCAGGGGAUGCAAAUAUCCUUGGGUACAACCUCAAACAAGACUUAGACAACAUGACUCUGAGAACCUGCCAGAAAAUGGUUAUGCCAGAGCUCCAGUACACAUCCUAUCUUUACACUGUUCAACACCCGCACAAGAAGAGGAAGAUCUUGCCCUUGCCGUUGACCAAAUUCCAGGAGAAGACGCAGCUCCCAACUCCCAACUAG